AUGCCUAAAAUCCGCACGUUGAGAACCAAGAAGGCACCAGCUGGUUUCGAGGAUGUGGAGCCUGUGUUAACCGAAUUGAACGAGAAACUGAAAGAAGCGGUGAACGAGAGUCACGAAGGCAAGAGGAAGAAUGAGGCACAGUGGCCGAUUUUUCGAAUCGAGCAUCAGAUGAGCCGAUACAUCUACGAACUCUUCUGGCGCAAGAAACAAAUUAUUAUGGAAACGGAACAAUAAUGGCUUUCUAAAUUUGGAGUGAUGUAACAGUAAAAGCAGCAACGUGUUUGAUAAACGUGUAGAACUAGUAGUAUCUGCAAAAUACCAAACAAGUGACGGUCGUGUCAAAUUUCGAGACGGAGACACUUUGUUGCAGCUUAAUAAUUUGUUCAGCUGCAACAUGUUUCCAAGUUGAAGAAUAUUCCUCUAUCGCCGGAUCGAUCCUCCUCUAAUUUCUGUCGAGAACUCUACGACUGGCUAUGCGAAGAAAAGUACGUGAAUCAAGCGUUGAUCAGCAAGUGGCGGAAGCCUGGCUACGAGCGGUUGUGCUGUAUGAAGUGUAUUCAGCCCAAGGAUUCAAACUUCGGAACCACUUGUAUUUGUCGUGUUCCACAGCACAAGUUGCACAACAGAGAAAAAGUCAUCGAGUGCCAGCACUGUGGUUGCCGAGGAUGCGCCAGUGGCGACCAAAAAGUCGUGCGCCCAAAUAACACCAAGAGUGGAGCAGUUAUCACGUCAGGUGGUCUGGAAGCAGCUGGAGCAAGUAGUUCAUCGAAAAAUAGAUUCCUCCCUUAUGGUGGCAGAGAUCCGUCGAAAGGCGACGGAGGAGAAUGCGAAGAGCAUGGUGGAGGGCUUCAGUGUCCCCCAGUCGUACCAGAGGGAGGUGAAUCUGAUGAUGAAUUCAAGUUGUGAUGGAGAGGACAUCCUUCAUUCUGUAACAUGUUGGUCACGCUGUGCUGGCUGUGGCUGCUGAUCCAUCAUCAUGGAGGAAAGCUGCAGAAUCAUGUUCACAUUACCGUCACAACUACAUGUCACACAACUCGCAUUGACGUUGCCACCAACCCCUACCCCACAACGAACUGCUCUCCUCAACUUUCUAUUACUGAAGGAAGGCAGAUUCUGAAUCUCCGCAACUACAACUUGCGAUAAAUUUUCGAUUCGCUCGUUU
Amoebophrya sp. A25 is the source of this 1162-nucleotide messenger RNA. The record is from the annotation of a GenBank genome assembly. Lineage: Eukaryota; Dinophyceae; Syndiniales; Amoebophryaceae.